This is a messenger RNA of Lucilia sericata (common green bottle fly), 2028 nucleotides long. Its product is annotated as protein RCC2 homolog. The record is from RefSeq and is a predicted model, not a curated record. Bases 185 to 1636 code for a protein of 483 amino acids. NCBI's taxonomy places the organism in Eukaryota, Metazoa, Arthropoda, Insecta, Diptera, Calliphoridae. The transcript is spliced from 4 exons.
AACGAUAGUUUGCAAACACAACAACUCUGUUCAGUUGCCGCGGUUCAAGGAAAAAAAGUGGUGCGUCUGUUGUUUGCGUCUUUUCAGUUCUUUGAAUUUUUGCAAUUAUUAUUUUUUUGUAAACAAAAUUACAACUACUAUUUCUCCAUAAAAUAAAACCUUAAUUUUCUAAUAAAAUUCUAUUAUGUCGGCCAAACGUAAAGCUGGUGGAAAUGGCAAUGGUCCCAAUAAAAGACGUCCCAAAAAGAAGGAAUCCGACUAUGAAGAUGAAGUCAGUGAUGAGAGCGAGGAUGAGGGCGCACAAUCCACUUCAAAUCAGGUGGAAGUUUUAAUACCCAAUGAUGAUUUGGAGCCGCCAUCCAAAUUGCCUGAUGAUUUAUUGGCCACUAUGGAAAAAACACCGGGUAAAAUGUUAAUAGCCGGUAUGGUUACUUGGGAUUUGACGGGCAAACGUGAUCGUAAAAAUGUGGUUAAAGUUCGUCCAAAUCUAUAUAAUUUUCAUCGUUUCACAGAUGAGAAGUAUCGUUAUGUGGCCAGUGGAUGUGCUGCCGCUCACACCAUUCUCAUAAAUAUGGAUCGUAAGGCAGUGGCUUUUGGACGCAAUCCCUCGGGUCAACUGGGUCUACCCGAUACUAAAUUGUGCGAGAAACCAACCGUAAUACCAGCAUUGGAAAAAUUCAAUAUUGUACAGGCAGCGGUAGGACGUCAUCAUUCACUUUUCCUUACAGAUACCGGCACUGUGUAUGCAUGUGGUGACAAUAAGUCGGGUCAGUGUGGCAUUGGAAAUACCACUCCUACGGUAAACACACCAACUCUGAUUAAUUAUCGUGGUCCUCCCAUUAUACGUAUUGCUUGUGGUGCCGAAUUCUCUGUUAUCUUGGAUAUAAAGGGAAAUUUACAUACUUUCGGUCUGCCCGAAUACGGUCAAUUGGGUCAUAAUACAGAUGCCAAAUAUUUUGUAAAUGCCAAUAAAUUAUCAUUCCAUUUCGAGACAUCACCCAAGAAAAUUGUACUCUACAUAGAGAAGAGUAAAGAUGGUCAUGUAACACCGGUGGAGGGAGUACAAAUUGUGGAUUUUGCCUGUGGCAAUAAUCAUACGGUGGCUAUAGAUUCCAAGAAACGUGUCUAUAGUUGGGGCUUUGGUGGUUUCGGUCGUUUAGGUCAUGCUGAGCCUAAAGAUGAAAUGGUACCUAGACUCAUAAAAUUCUUUGAUAUUGGCGGUCGUGGUGGACGCAGUGUUUACUGUGGCGCCACUUAUAGUUUGGUGGUCAAUGAGUUGGGUGUACUCUUCCUAUUCGGACAAAAUAAAAAGACUGGUGAAGCUAACAUGUAUCCCAAGCCGGUACAGGAUUUAUCGGGUUGGAAUAUCACCGCUAUUGGCUGUAGCAACACAUCGAUUAUAAUCUCAGCGGAUGACACUCUAAUUGCCUGGGGUGCUUCGCCCACCUAUGGUGAAUUGGGUUUGGGUGAGUUCCAGAAGUCUUCCACGGUCCCCAAAGAGGUACCAAAGAUGGACAGCAUGAAAAUACCUCAAGUAGCCAUGGGUUACUCACACGCCGUCCUUUUGGUCGACACAGACAAUGAAGCCACAGAAGGAAAAUAUGAAAAAUUACCCGAAUACACUAUUGAUGAUUAGAAAGAGGAAGGAAAUGAAAAGGAGAAUGUUAAGUUAGAGUAUGAUUACAUAAAAAUAGUUUUAGAACACAAACACGAGGAAAAGAAAGAGAGAGAGCGCGAUAACUGGUAAAAAUUGUUUGUUUUUUGUUGAAAGGCAAAUUUUAAGCAAUCAUUGGAAUUAAAUCAAGAAAAUUAACAAUAAUUAUAAAGAAAUAACAAAACAAUAAACCUCUUUUUGUAUUGCAUUUAAAACGAAUGCUUUAAAAAAACUUCAUUUUACAGAUAACAUGAAUUGUACUUUCAUUUCUUACUUUUUUUAAAAAAAUAUUUUAUCUUUGUGCUCCUCUUUUGUAUACUUAAUUAAUGUUUCUUUUAAUUUGUUGGUUAAACUAAGACUUUAAAAAAAAAAAA